Messenger RNA from Penicillium crustosum, 510 nucleotides. Its product is annotated as SIMPL domain-containing protein. The coding region runs from base 1 to 510 and encodes 169 amino acids. NCBI's taxonomy places the organism in Eukaryota, Fungi, Ascomycota, Eurotiomycetes, Eurotiales, Aspergillaceae. The transcript is spliced from 2 exons. The record is from RefSeq and is a predicted model, not a curated record.
AUGGAGACAGGCGAAAUAAUUCCCGGCCCAGCGGCGGCUUCUUUCUCUUCCACCUCACUACAAACACGAUGUGAAAGACCGACGGAUAAGUCGGGCAAGCCUCUACCUGCAGUCUAUCGUGCGACCUGGUCGCUCAACGCGCUCUUCCAGGACUUCGCCAAGCUAAACGAAGUUGUCGGAAAGCUGCUUACUUACUCCAACGUCGAGCUGGAGAUCCAGUCCCUCAACUGGUGUCUUACCGAGGCGUCGCAAAUGGCCCUAAAUUCUGAAUCCCGUAAGGAGGAAAUGCGCAAUGCCGUCCAGAAAGCAAAUGACUACGCGAGGAUGCAGUUCCAGCAAAUGCAGCAACAAGGGGUGACCCAGUCAAACGCUGGUCCGCCAUCUAACCUGGAUGUGUCUACUUACAACUGGAACUCGUAUUUACGUGCUUCGACGGCACUCGAGUUGAGUCCGCAGGUAAUUCAGUGCACAAGCUCUGUGCAAGUUGAAUUUGAGGCCGUAGAGGGUUGA